Messenger RNA from Scleropages formosus (Asian bonytongue), 3949 nucleotides. It is a transcript of the gene slc17a6a, whose product is annotated as solute carrier family 17 member 6a. The transcript has 12 exons. Lineage: Eukaryota; Metazoa; Chordata; Actinopteri; Osteoglossiformes; Osteoglossidae. The record is from RefSeq and is a predicted model, not a curated record. The coding region runs from base 455 to 2215 and encodes 586 amino acids. Gene Ontology annotation, molecular function: neurotransmitter transmembrane transporter activity; L-glutamate transmembrane transporter activity. Gene Ontology annotation, cellular component: excitatory synapse; synaptic vesicle membrane. Gene Ontology annotation, biological process: neurotransmitter loading into synaptic vesicle; transmembrane transport; synaptic transmission, glutamatergic.
GAGGAGCCGCACAGCGUUGCGCGCGGCCGGAGUGGACGCGGGAUCGCGCUCUCCGUGGUGCUGAAACGGUUGCGGCUGCUCGCGGCAGAGUGGGGGGUCCCCACAUUUUCAGCGUCCUCUUCACCCCUACCUGUCCGACUUUCCAGGUGUGCAGGGCUUGCCUCCUCGUGUCUCGUGCAGGACCGCUGGUUCGAGCCCAACGCCAUGUCACUGCGCACAGGGUGCGCGCGCGGGGGGAGCCACGAGCGCGUCUCGAGCCUGCAGGAGGAGAAGCGCGUGUGAUUCCGCGCAUGUAGGCGUGUUCCGCGGGACCCCCUCGUCGAGUCCCUGUCCGUGUCGGAGAGUAAAUCGCCCGUGUCCCCGCGUCCUCGCGUCCGCCCUGGUCCUCCGUGUCCCGCCCUGAUAUGAGUCUCUGAGUUGGGGGACAUCGAGAGAAACGUCACCUGCGGACAGGAUGGACACCGUCAAGGAGCGGCUUUUCGCCCCCAGCAAAGAAGGGCUCAAGAAUUUCGCGGGGAAGACCCUGGGGCACGUGCACAGGGUGCUGGAGAAGCGCCAGAAGACCACCGAGGUGAUCGAGCUCACCGAGGACGGCAGACCCCUGGAGGAGAAGGAGAAGAAGCCCCCGCUAUGCGACUGCACGUGCUUCGGGCUCCCGCGCCGCUACACCAUCGCCAUCAUGAGCGGCUUGGGCUUCUGCAUCUCCUUCGGCAUCCGCUGCAACCUGGGCGUGGCCAUCGUGAGCAUGGUGAACAACAGCACGUACCACCGGGGGGGCAAAGUCUUCAUCAAAGAGAAAGCGCAGUUCAACUGGGACCCAGAGACGGUGGGGAUGAUCCACGGCUCCUUCUUUUGGGGGUACAUCGUCACACAAAUCCCUGGGGGUUACAUCUCCUCCAGACUGGCCGCCAACAGGGUGUUUGGAGCAGCUAUUUUCCUCACCUCCACCCUCAACAUGCUCAUCCCGUCGGCGGCGCGUGUUCACUACGGCUGCGUCAUGUUCGUGCGCAUCCUGCAGGGGCUCGUGGAGGGAGUGACUUACCCAGCCUGCCACGGCAUCUGGAGCAAGUGGGCCCCGCCCCUGGAGAGGAGUCGCCUGGCAACCACGUCCUUCUGCGGUUCCUACGCCGGCGCCGUCAUCGCCAUGCCGCUGGCUGGCAUCCUGGUGCAGUACUCGGGAUGGUCCUCCGUCUUCUACCUGUACGGCUGCUUCGGAAUCGUCUGGUACAUGUUCUGGAUCCUGGUGUCGUACGAGAGCCCAGCUGUGCACCCCAACAUCAGCGAUGAGGAGCGCAAAUACAUCGAGGAAAGCAUCGGGGAGAGCGCCAAGCUGCUGGGGGCCACCGAAAAGUACAAGACCCCGUGGAAGAAGUUCUUCACCUCCAUGCCUGUCUAUGCAAUCAUCGUGGCCAACUUCUGCAGGAGUUGGACCUUCUACCUGCUGCUCAUCAGCCAACCUGCCUAUUUUGAGGAGGUGUUCGGGUUCGAGAUCAGCAAGGUAGGCAUGCUGUCAGCCCUCCCCCAUCUGGUCAUGACCAUCAUUGUGCCCAUCGGUGGGCAAAUUGCCGACUUCCUGCGCGCCAAGAACAUCAUGUCCACCACCAACGUGCGAAAGAUCAUGAACUGUGGAGGCUUUGGCAUGGAGGCCACGCUGCUCUUGGUCGUGGGCUAUUCCCACAGCAAGGGUGUGGCCAUCUCCUUCCUGGUGCUCGCUGUGGGCUUCAGUGGAUUCGCCAUAUCUGGUUUCAACGUGAACCACCUGGACAUCGCACCGCGCUACGCCAGCAUCCUCAUGGGCAUCUCCAACGGGGUGGGCACCCUGUCGGGCAUGGUGUGUCCCCUCAUAGUGGGGGCCAUGACGAAGCACAAGACGCGUGAGGAAUGGCAGUACGUGUUCCUCAUCGCCGCGCUGGUGCACUACGGCGGCGUCGUCUUCUACGGCAUCUUCGCGUCGGGCGAGAAGCAGCCGUGGGCCGAUCCGGAGCAGACGAGCGAGGAGAAGUGCGGCUUCAUCGACGAGGACGAGCUGGCCGAGGAGACCGGGGACAUCACCCAGGGCUACGGCUCCCUGGGGGGGCCGGCCAAGACGUACGGCGCCACCACCCAGCUCAACGGCGGCUGGCACAGCGGCUGGGAGAAGAAGGAGGAGUACGUGCAGGAGGGCGCCGCCCAGCAGGGGGGCUACGGCUACCGGGCCGAGGACGACUACUCGUAGACCCCACCCGUCCGACAUCGUAGUUUCCCCCGUAGUGUCCGUGAGCUCCGGCAAAAGAGAAAAAGAGUCCCUUGUGGUAUGUUUGCACAAAUCAAAAGUUUAAAAAAAUAUAUGUAUAACUUUCGAGAAAAAGAGAUAUAACAUAUCAAAGUGGCAGGUUGUAAAUGUAAAAAAAAAUGAAUACGAUAUUAAUUUUGAGUGCGAUCUUGUACAAAGUCGUGACACAUCUCUCACCUCAUCGAACGAGCUUCUCCACGUGUAGGACCAGUGCGUAGUCCCUCGGCCGUGUAACUCUCUCCGCCCGCUUCGGGUAUCGUCGUCUCUAAGGGAUGUGUUGUAGUUGACCUUCAUAGCUGCGAACCUCCGCCGAAAGAAGAAGAAAAAAACAUUUUUGACGAGUUUUUUAAAUGCACUGAUAGUGAAGUAUUUCCUUCCUUUUUAUUCCUGUAGGCAAGUUUAUUUGUUAUUCAUUAAGUGUUUUUACAAAUUCAUAUUAUAUAUAUAUAUAUAUCUAUAUAUAUAUAAAUAUAUAUAUAUACUGUUUCUGUGAGACUACUGGGGACUUGGGUCUUUGAUCUAAUAGAACAAAUUGAUAUUAAAAAAAGGCCAUAUUUUUCACGGACGAUAAAGCCGUUUCAGGGAGUUGUCUGCUGAAGAGCGUCAAGCCCUCGCGGGGCGGUCCUCCGCGGUCCAAGCGAGCGGCCGAGAGCAGUCAAAAGCACAGCGUGAACCUGAGCGUUCUACUUCCGGUCUGUGCGGAUGUUCCUGACAGACACGCACACGCACACACAUGCACACGCGCGCGGGUCUCCGAAGGCCUCGAGUUUCGCCAUUUUUCAUCAGCCUCUGUCGAUGAUAUAUGCAUGGCUCCGCGGGGGGGUAUUUCUCCACCCCCAGGCUCUCCCUUCGUUUCGAGCUCUUGCUGGUGUGUUUCUUUGCACGAAUAAAUGAAAAACAAGUAUAAAAAAAAGUAGAGAAAAAAAAAGACAACAGAAACCAAAGGUUCCAUCUCGAGGUGUGUGAGCAGGAGGUCGAGCCCAGCGAGUGGCGCAGCUUUGCCAUAGAGACACCAUGGAAGAGCAGUCCCAGCAGUGGCACCGGUGUACAAAGCAAUAACUCCAUGGUAAGAGCUGCGGUCACCCCAUCGAAUAAUGUAUGUAACUCUGCUCUAUUUAACCGUCGGUGUUUUUUGAGUCGUGUGAUGAGUUCAAGAAAAAAAGCGAGAAAAACAAUGUGGGUUGAACGCCGGGUCACUCGGGAGCCCGUCGGCCGACGGGAGGGCGCAGCUCCCGGGACGAUGCCGUCCGUUCUCCUCCCUCCCCCGUCUCUUCCUCGCCGCCCGACCGCCGGAGCACCGGACCGCCGCCGGGCCGGGGGGGCACUCUGGCUCCAUCUUCCUCGUCUUUGUUCGGGUUUGAUUGAAACGUGUCGUGUUUGUGGUUAAAGUGUGUAGCCCACCGCCCCCGGCCCAGCGGCCCCCCCCAAACCCCGCACCAACCCUUCUCCAUCGUUGCAAUAUUUAAUGACGUAAGGAUUGUCUGCAGAGAUGUUUAAGCACAUACAAAAACAAGAUGUUUAAUUUGACUUCAAAGUUCCCUUCCUGCUUUGUGCCUCAGAGUAAAAGUAAAAGUAAAAGUGUGAUUUAAUGGCUUCUUUUGCUGUGUUCAGUGGAGAGGUUUGUUGAUGUCAAAAAGUGUUAAUAAAAUGCUCUAUAUAUCCUUUUGUAAAAAAGGG